AUGCGUGCUGAUUACGCGCCUCUUAAUCCAUUAACAAUCUCCUGGGAAGUUCCAAGAGAUCACGUGAACAUAGAAAAAGUCAUUGGUAAGGGUGCUUUUGGUCAGGUUGCUAAAGGAAUAGCGAUUGGACUUCGAGGAAGGCCUGAGGCGACACCAAUUGCCAUUAAAAUGCUUAAAUGCAACGCCGCCGAAUCUGACAAGCGAGAUUUAAUGAAAGAACUCGAAGCAAUGAAGCAACUGGACCCUCAUCCUCAUGUUAUUAAACUUCUGGGAUGUGUCACGCAAUCUGAGCCACUUCUGGUACUGAUCGAAUAUGUUCCUUUUGGUGAUCUGCUUGGUUACCUGAGAAAGAGCCGUGGAUUAAAUGACACUUACUACAAAGACCCGGAUAUCAAGCCACAAACAAAUUUGACGUCACAACAGCUAAUGAAGUUCGCUUGGCAAAUUGCUGAUGGCAUGAGUUACUUGUCCUCAAAAUCUAUCAUUCACCGGGACCUCGCAGCUCGUAAUGUGUUGGUUGGACAAAAAGAAACGUGUAAAGUGACAGAAUUUGGAAUGGCCAGAGAUGUGCAGCUGGAAAAUGUAUAUGAACGAAAGACAAAGGGUCGUCUUCCAGUGAAGUGGACAGCCUACGAGGCAUUGUUGUAUGGCACAUAUACCACCAAAAGUGAUGUAUGGAGUUAUGGAGUUGUCCUUUACGAGAUUUUCACUAUAGGCGGUUCUCCGUAUCCACGGAUAGAUGGAAGAAAGAUUGCCAACUUACUUCACCAGGGAUACAGAAUGCCUAGACCGCAGCACCUGGAUGAUAAGUUGUAUCAGAUCAUGAUGAGAUGCUGGCAAAAUGACCCCGACGCGAGACCAACUUUUGUUACUUUGAAAAACCAGCUGAAAGACAUUGAAACCUUACACAAGAGGCUGAUCAACAUGGAAAUGUACGAUAAGAGUUUGUAUGCAAACCUUAAAGAUUUAACAGUGUAGAUGGUAACGCUUCCUCAAUUAUGUGCCCGACUGUUUGAACACUUUGCCACCAUAGGGAGCAAUUUUUUUGUACUGAAUGCAAAUACUUUUGAACUCAAAAGCGUGUGGGUCUUACUUUGUGGUUUGUUUCGAAAUCAUUGUCCUUUUUUUCCCUUUUGAAGUUUUCUAGAGAGCCAGGUGGAUAGCUCUUCAAGACACUCAUGCUCAACCUUAUUGCUCAAAGGUUUUUUUGUAUACGAUUUUUUCUACAGUGGUAUUAACAUUUCCAAAAUGCAGCAACUUAAAAAAAAAGUCGUUAGUGCUAUUUCAUGUUUGCUCACUUGAGUUUUUAAACCUCGGACACACAAGUUAACUGAAGGAAGAAGUAUUUUAAGAGCAGAAUUAAUGGUAUCUCUGGAAAAAWUGGUUCUCAUGGUAGUUGGCAGCUGAGUUUAAACUCGUAAUUUUAAUUUCCUUUCAUACGAUAGUUUCAACACCAAUCUUGUAUAGAUAAGCAGAAAACUUUAAUUACUUUACCACUCUUAUUUCCUAAGCUGCGCUACUGCAAUUAAGAUAGGUAUAUUUUCUAUACCAGAGCUAUGUAUUCUCACCKAAAUUUCCUAUUUUUAAUGGCCUCGAGUUUAUUCGAUCCCUCCUUUUAAUUUAAAAUUCUUUU
Stylophora pistillata is the source of this 1633-nucleotide messenger RNA. Its product is annotated as tyrosine kinase receptor Cad96Ca. Gene Ontology annotation, biological process: multicellular organism development; positive regulation of kinase activity; protein phosphorylation. Lineage: Eukaryota; Metazoa; Cnidaria; Anthozoa; Scleractinia; Pocilloporidae. Gene Ontology annotation, molecular function: protein binding; transmembrane receptor protein tyrosine kinase activity; ATP binding. Gene Ontology annotation, cellular component: signaling receptor complex; plasma membrane. The record is from RefSeq and is a predicted model, not a curated record.